CGGUGCACCCUUGGUGGUGAGGGGAGACAAGCAUGGCCACAAACAUGGCCGACAGUGCCAACCACCUGCCAUUCUUCUUUGGAAACAUCACCCGUGAGGAGGCUGAGGACUACCUGGUCCAGGGUGGAAUGAGUGAUGGGCUCUACCUGCUGCGCCAGAGCCGUAAUUACCUGGGUGGCUUCGCCCUAUCGGUGGCACAUGGGCACAAGGCACACCACUACACCAUCGAGCGGGAGCUGAACGGGACCUACGCCAUCGCAGGCGGCAGGACGCACGCCAGCCCUGCUGAGCUCUGCCACUACCACUCCCAGGAGUCAGAUGGCCUCAUCUGCCUCCUCAAGAAACCCUUCAACCGGCCACCUGGGGUGCAGCCCAAGACCGGACCCUUUGAGGACCUGAAGGAGAACCUCAUCCGGGAGUACGUAAAGCAGACCUGGAACCUACAGGGCCAAGCUCUGGAGCAGGCCAUUAUCAGCCAGAAGCCUCAGCUGGAGAAGCUGAUCGCCACCACAGCCCAUGAAAAAAUGCCCUGGUUCCACGGGAAAAUUUCUCGGGAUGAAUCUGAGCAAAUUGUCCUGAUAGGUUCAAAGACAAAUGGAAAAUUUUUGAUCAGAGCCAGGGACAACAACGGAUCCUAUGCCUUGUGUCUGCUACAUGAGGGCAAAGUGCUACACUACCGCAUUGACAAGGACAAGACAGGGAAGCUCUCCUUUCCCGAUGGAAAGAAGUUCGACACACUCUGGCAGCUAGUCGAGCAUUAUUCUUAUAAAGCAGAUGGCUUGUUAAGAGUCCUUACAGUUCCAUGUCAAAAAAUUGGCGAGCAGACUGGAAAUAUUCAUUUCAGACCUCGUCCACAACUUCCAAGUGCCCAUCCGGGGACUUGGUCAGCGGGUGGAAUAAUCUCAAGAAUCAAAUCAUACUCCUUCCCAAAGCCUGGCCACAAAAAGACCCCCUCAUCUCAAGAUAACCGGCUAGACAGCUCUGUGACGUUUAAUCCCUAUGAGUCAGACGGAGGACUCUGGACCUCAGGAAGAGAUGCCCAGAGAGAAGCCUUGCCCAUGGACACAGAAGUGUACGAAAGCCCCUAUGCAGACCCAGAGGAGAUCAGGCCCAAGGAGGUCUACCUGGACCGGCAGCUGUUAACCCUGGAGGACAAGGAACUGGGCUCUGGUAACUUUGGAACUGUGAAGAAGGGCUCCUACCAGAUGAAAAAAGGUGUGAAAACAGUAGCUGUGAAAAUCCUGAAAAAUGAGGCCAAUGACCCGGCCCUUAAAGAUGAGCUGUUAGCAGAAGCGAACGUCAUGCAGCAACUGGACAACCCUUACAUUGUGCGCAUGAUCGGGAUUUGUGAAGCCGAGUCCUGGAUGCUGGUUAUGGAGAUGGCGGAACUUGGUCCACUCAAUAAAUAUUUACAGCAGAACAGGCAUGUCAAGGAUAAGAACAUUAUAGAACUGGUUCAUCAGGUUUCUAUGGGAAUGAAAUAUUUGGAGGAGUGCAAUUUUGUGCACAGAGAUCUUGCUGCAAGAAAUGUAUUGCUGGUUACUCAACAUUAUGCCAAGAUCAGUGAUUUUGGACUUUCCAAAGCACUUCGUGCUGAUGAAAACUACUACAAGGCCCAGACCCACGGGAAGUGGCCUGUGAAGUGGUACGCUCCAGAAUGCAUCAACUACUACAAGUUCUCCAGCAAGAGUGAUGUCUGGAGCUUCGGAGUGUUAAUGUGGGAGGCGUUUUCCUAUGGGCAGAAACCAUAUCGGGGGAUGAAAGGAAGUGAAGUUUCUGCUAUGCUGGAGAAAGGAGAGAGGAUGGGGUGCCCUGUGGGGUGUCCGAGAGAGAUGUAUGAGCUGAUGAACCUGUGCUGGACGUAUGAUGUGGAGAACAGGCCCGGGUUCGCAGCAGUGGAACUGCGGCUGCGCAAUUACUAUUACGACGUGGUCAACUAAGGCUCCUGCACCCGUCCCUGGCUGUCUUCAAGCAGAUGGGCCAUCUCAAGCCAGCAUGUUCCAACACUUUGAUUUUGAGUCUCCACCUCCCUCUGCCCAUUGAGAGAGCCAACCUCAGAUGGAUGUGCCGUGACUGUGGUUCCCCAACACCUGUCCCAGAACAAACCCUCAACAAAGCAAACCCAUCCCAGAGGAGCCAUGGGAAGAAGACGGACAACGGGGUCAAAGGGCUUGUGGACUUCUUUGUGUAUCUUGUCUGUAUGAUUUUCAUGGCAAGUUAUUUUCAGGGUCUUUUUCCAGAUUUCCUUGCUGUCUUUCCAGUUCUCUGGGCCUUGGGUUGCAUCUGAACCCCUAGCAGCCUGGAGACACCGCCAUGUGGUAUUGAGCGCUUACCUGUGUUGCAUUGCCAGCAUCCAGAGGAUGCAGUGACACCUGUGACGCCUGCACUGGAGGCCAGGAAGGGAGAGAAGAAAGAAAUCUGUCUCUGAUAGGCCAAAAGACUAAGCCCUGCCUCUGAAAAAAAACCUUUCCUGGCAAUAAAAGUGUUUUGAGGCUUAAAAAAAAUUAAAUCAAGCUCAAUCAAUGCAGUUUCCAAAGUGUAGCCAGUUAAAGAGGAAAAAAAGUCUAGAUAUUGCUUUUGCUCUAUGUGUUCUGAGAAAGAAAACUGGUGUCUGCGUGAAGUAUGGGGCCUGUUGGAAGGAAUUGACUUGGCUACUGACCCCCUGAAAGCCUCUCUCCCAAAGAGUCUAGGAAGACUGAACUUGGAUGGAGACUAGUAAAUAAAGCUCUUUGUGGAGAACACGUAGGGGAGAAAAUGUCCAUCAUCUCGAGUGUGAUUAAGGGUAGACAGGAUGCUGUGGAUUGUCAUCUACUUAGUGUGGUCCAUGCUUCCUCUCCCUUGAAGAGAGGGUGCAGACAGAAUUCUUGUCUUUUUCUGUACUUAUAGUGGAGGCCAACGGCAUCUAAAGAUGAGUUUCUAAAGUAUUAAUUCAUAAUAAAGUCACAGACCUUUAUCCCCUCAACUAGUGGGCUUUAUUGAGUGUGGCUUUGGGUUGAAGGUACAAAACCCAAGAAUUCUUUUCUAGUCCCCUAGUUUUAGUUAGUCCUUGAAUAAUGUUUGAUCUUACACAAAUCAUUAGCCCAUUGAUAUCAGUUUGUGGUAGCACUUGAAAAUUAGAGAUAAUUAGCCAUCAUUCUUAGAUCAGUCAAGAAACAUAAACUCAGAUCAUCUCAUCUUCAGUUACACCUGAGACAUUUUAAAGUGUGUAUCCAACCCGGUGUGGGCAAGCAGGCCCUACUCUUCACAGAGCCUGCGUGGAGAAAAGCAGCAAGUUGGCACCCUUAGCCAGAAGAAGACGAGUCACUUAUAAAACUUAUGUUAAGAAAUUUUUAGAAACCAUCCAGGCCUGUUAAAAUCAUGCUACCUGGUGGUUUAAUCAUUUUGUUAGGGGAUCCCUGGGUGCUGAUCAGAUACUCAAAACAGUGGCAAUGCACAUGAUUUAGAGUCUCCAAAAUUAAAAAGAUUAAAGACAAAAUCUCUAUGGUCAGGCCACAUGUAGACUUAGAAUCAUAAAAGGAAGGGUUUGAUGCAGCAGUGAUGACAUCUUAGAAAGAAGCCAUACUGCUAGCUCCUUCUACCUCCAGAGUGUGUUUUUAGAAAAGGCCACAUGCUCACAGCACUCAGGUUGCACAUGUGCAAUAACUGUGUAGAGGUCUUUGUCCUCUUUCUGGGGAGAGUUCCCACACUCUCUGGCAGCUCCCCAACUCUCCCAAGAGUCUAAGGAUAAAGAAAAGCUGGAAUUUGACUGGAGAGAAACCCAGCCCUAUAGUGGCAGAUGCUCCUGUCUUCCACGUCUCCUGUGCCUCUCCUGGUGGUGUGGGGAGUUCCUGUCUGUAGAAUUCCCACUGUGGCAGUGUGUGCAAGUCCUCUCUAGUGACAAUUGUGUCCUGUGUCCUGUGACUACAGAAGAAGGCACAGAGGGAAAGCCAACUUCAUCGAAGUAGUAUUUAUAAUGUGAAUGAGCUAAAUUUGGAAGGUAAGCACUUGUACAAUGUAUCCUGCCUGUACUAGAUUUCACAUACAUGUUGCCCUUCUCACGAUUCUAGCCGUGUCUUUACAUGGGUCUGGGCUCACUCCAUGUGCCUUCACCUUCUGGUCCUUGUUGCAGGAACACAGACUGCCCUGGCCAGGCCAGCACCAAUCGACUGCUGAGGCCAUAAACACCUUGACCCUGAGCAGGAUCGAAGCUUUGCGUAACAAACAUGUAAUCCAUUCUGUGGUUAAAAUAAUCACAUGUGUUUUCACUUGUGCAUGUCCUUUCCCCACGCUUGCUGUCACCAGCCUUGCUUUGAUUUGUUGGGUGGUGACCUCACAUUUAUACCAGCCCAAGGACUGCAGCUCCAUCUGGAUUUUCACAUGCAGGGCCAACCGCCAGAUUUUCAGACCCCCCAGCCUCCCAAGAACACACUUGACUGGUUAACCAGUAUCCUCCAUCCAUUU
Pteropus alecto (black flying fox) is the source of this 4440-nucleotide messenger RNA. RefSeq names its product spleen associated tyrosine kinase (gene SYK). Gene Ontology annotation, cellular component: extrinsic component of cytoplasmic side of plasma membrane; cytoplasm. The coding region runs from base 33 to 1940 and encodes 635 amino acids. The transcript is spliced from 13 exons. The record is from RefSeq and is a predicted model, not a curated record. Gene Ontology annotation, biological process: positive regulation of alpha-beta T cell proliferation; adaptive immune response; positive regulation of B cell differentiation. NCBI's taxonomy places the organism in Eukaryota, Metazoa, Chordata, Mammalia, Chiroptera, Pteropodidae. Gene Ontology annotation, molecular function: ATP binding; signaling receptor binding; non-membrane spanning protein tyrosine kinase activity.